Messenger RNA from Aspergillus versicolor CBS 583.65, 1662 nucleotides. RefSeq lists its product as uncharacterized. Lineage: Eukaryota; Fungi; Ascomycota; Eurotiomycetes; Eurotiales; Aspergillaceae. The record is from RefSeq and is a predicted model, not a curated record. Gene Ontology annotation, biological process: amino acid transmembrane transport. Gene Ontology annotation, cellular component: membrane. Gene Ontology annotation, molecular function: amino acid transmembrane transporter activity. The transcript is spliced from 2 exons. Bases 1 to 1662 code for a protein of 553 amino acids.
AUGGCAGCAGAAGACAAGAGCCAGGAAUCACUCGAAGAGACGCCUUCUAUUGAGCUGGGUACCACGACUACCGUCGAUGGACUCCAGCGAGGACUAGGCAAUCGCCAGAUCCAGCUUAUCGCUGCUGGCGGUGCUAUUGGAACAAGCCUUUUUAUUACAAUCGGAGGUGCCCUGGCAAAAGGCGGCCCUGCUAGUCUCUUGAUUGCCUUUAUACUGUAUAGCGGUGUUCUAUCUCUCGUCAACAACUCGAUUGCUGAGAUGAGCACCUUCAUGCCAGUCCCAGGAGGCUUCAUCCGCCUUGCUGGCCACUGGGUUGACGACGCCCUGGGAUUCCUAGCGGGGUGGAACUUUUUCUUCUACCAGGCCUUUGCUAUUCCGUUUGAGAUUACGGCCAUUAAUAUGUCUAUGACCUUUUGGACGGACGAGGUGACGAAGCCGGGCCCUACGGCUGCUAUUUGCGCUGCCGUCGUUGUUUGCUACGCGGUUCUCAACGUCCUGGCCGUGCACGUAUACGGGGAAUCUGAGUUCUGGCUAUCAGGGGGGAAAAUAAUCCUGAUACUUCUUGUCUUCGCAUUUACCUUUGUCACUAUGGUGGGAGGCAACCCCCAGGGCGAUGCAUACGGCUUCCGAAAUUGGCAGAGCCCUGGAGCGUUCGCGGAAUUCUACACUACAGGGUCACUGGGUCGAUUCGAGGGUUUUCUGGCAUGUCUUUGGAGUGCCUCAUUCAUCGUGAUUGGGCCAGAAUAUAUCUCCAUCGUGGCAUCUGAGGCAAAGUACCCGAGUGUUUAUAUCAAGUCCGCAUUUAAAACAGUGUAUUUCAGGCUGUGUCUCUUUUUUAUACUCGGGGCGCUGGCCGUUGGAAUUGUCAUUCCCUAUAACCACCCGGUAUUGGUGGACAGUUACCUGGGAUCUGGAGGCAGUGGCACCGCAUCUGCAUCGCCCUAUGUUAUUGCCAUGACCGACCUUGGAAUUGGCGUACUGCCCCAUGUUGUCAAUGCCUUGAUCAUGACGUCCAUGCUGUCCGCAGGAAAUACGUAUACCUACUGCGCCACUCGGACCCUCCACGGUCUGGCGCUGGACGGCCACGCGCCUAAGCUUCUGCGCCGUUGUACUGAAAGCGGCGUUCCCAUAUACGCCUUUUGCGUGGUGAUGGUCUUCCCCCUGUUAUCCUUCCUCCAGGUAAACAGUGGCUCCGCACAGGUAAUCACCUGGCUCGUCAGCAUAAUCACAGGAGGGAUAAUGGUCAACUAUCUGAUCAUGUCGAGCACUUUUCUCCAGUACCACCGGGCAUGCAAAAUACAGGGGUUCGACCGGAAGUCAUUACCCUACUACGGCUACUUCCAGCCUUACGGUGCCUGGAUUUCAAUAUUUGUCCAGGGAAUUGUAUUCCUCUUCGCCGGAUACCGGUCUGUAUCGCCCUGCGACCCGACUGGGUUUGUUACUAGCUACCUAAUGCAGAUGGUAGCGCCGGUGCUGUUCUUCGGGUGGAAGUUCUUCAAGAGGACGAAAUGUGUCAAACCGCAGCAUGUCGAUCUUAUUUGGGAGAGGCCGUUGGUGGAUGCUUAUGAGAGUUCCUGCACUGAACCCCCGUCGACAUUUUGGAGGGAGAUGGGCCAGCUUGUAGGGUUGCGGAGACGUACCCUGUCUGAGGAGUAUAGCUGA